This is a messenger RNA of Fonsecaea multimorphosa CBS 102226, 1071 nucleotides long. RefSeq lists its product as uncharacterized. Gene Ontology annotation, molecular function: oxidoreductase activity; zinc ion binding. The coding region runs from base 1 to 1071 and encodes 356 amino acids. The transcript has 2 exons. The record is from RefSeq and is a predicted model, not a curated record. NCBI's taxonomy places the organism in Eukaryota, Fungi, Ascomycota, Eurotiomycetes, Chaetothyriales, Herpotrichiellaceae.
AUGACUUCAAAGGAGACGAUGAAGGCGGUUGUCUUCAAGGGCAAACUGCAAAUUGCUGUUGAGGAUAGACCCAUUCCCAAGAUCCAAGAUCCCAAAGACAUCAUUGUCAAAGUCAGAUACACUGCACUUUGUGGGAGUGAGCUUCAUGUCUUUCGAGGCCAUCAGCCAUCGGCCACCGGCUUCGUCAUGGGCCACGAGUUUACCGGGGAGGUUGUUCAGACGGGUUCCGACGUCAAAUCGGUCAAAAAAGGAGACAAGAUUGUCACACCCUUUACCACCAACUGUGGAGAAUGCUUCUACUGCAAGAGAGGGUUCUCAUCGCGUUGCGAGAAGAGCCAACUUUUCGGAUCCGCGACCCUCGACGGUGGACAAGCAGAAUACUGUCGAAUCCCGCUCGCAGACAGCACGAUCCUCAAGGCUCCAGCGACAAUUGAGGAGAAUAAGCUUGUGCUGAUGGCCGACAUCUUCCCGACAGGGUAUUUUGCCGCUGCCAAUGCAUUUCGGGGGUUGGACCAGGAAGUGAUAUCGCAGAGCGUCGUGCUCCUCAUUGGAUGUGGACCAGUCGGUCUCUGUUCGCUUGUCUGCGCGCUCGAGUACAAACCCAAGGCUAUCCUAGCCAUCGACGGCGUGGAGGCUCGUUUAGAGCAGGCGAGAAAGCUCGGCGCGGAACCCUGGAAUUACCAAAAGGACAUGGAAGGCUUGAAGAAGCGGGUGCUGGAACUCUCAGAAGGGCGGGGAGCAGAUACGGCAAUCGAGCUGGUAGGUCACAGCAGUGCAUUAGGCAUGGCCUUUGAGCUUCUAAGGCCGUGGGGCAACAUCUCCAGCAUUGGCGUCCAUAACGGAGAGAUUCCAUGGACAGGCAACCAGGCUUAUGGAAAGAACUUGAGGAUUCAGAUGGGCAGGUGUCCGGUUCGAAGUCUCUUCGAGGAAGCCUUGGACGUACUUGCAAAGAAACAGGACCAGCUGGACUUCAUGACCGACAAUAUCAAGCCUCUUUCGGAAGCGGUCAAGUGGUAUGAUGAGUUCAACAACAUGAGAGUUCAAAAGGUGGUUUUUGAGGCAGAUAAAUGA